Messenger RNA from Numida meleagris (helmeted guineafowl), 8839 nucleotides. It is a transcript of the gene TMEM132B, whose product is annotated as transmembrane protein 132B. The transcript has 9 exons. The record is from RefSeq and is a predicted model, not a curated record. The coding region runs from base 1764 to 5090 and encodes 1108 amino acids. NCBI's taxonomy places the organism in Eukaryota, Metazoa, Chordata, Aves, Galliformes, Numididae.
CUUAGAAAAGGCAGUGUGCUCACUAUUUAUUUUGCACGCAGUGGUUCCUCCUGCCUCUCUCCGCCCAAACCUCUCCCCUCCCCGGGUGCAGGCAGCACUGCUGAGCAACCCCUGUGGGCACCAAUGCUGGGCUUCCAUCUGCAGCCCCAUCGAUGGCAUUGACCAGGGGAGUUGGCGGUGACCGCGGAGCUGAGCGGGCAGCAGCUGCUGGGGGGGCUGGGCAUGGGGGAUGCUGCUUGCGGGGAUCGAUGCUUGCGGCUAUUGACAGCCAAACGCUUUGCAUCGCAUUGAGCGGCGGCUGGGUUAGUUCAUGGAUGUAUGGAUGUCACUGAGCAUUGGCACAAAGCGUCCCCUGCCCUGUGUCAUUUGGUCUUGAGUUGGAGAGAAACGGCCGCAUGAUCGGUUCUGAGCAAAAUGGAGAUAUGGGAAUAGAAUGCUGUUUGCAUUUACCCUGCAUCUGGAAGGGAGGUGCUUGGCGUACCUCUGCUUUCUGAUCAUACUUUCUGUAUGUAGUUUGGAGCCCAGGGACAUUAGAUAUGUAUAGAUGCAGUACUGCUGGUACCGCGUCUGUGCAGCGUUGGUAUUUGGAGGUGGUUCUCGGGGAGCUUUCGUUUUUCCACUCACAAACAUGCAGCAAACGCCCAGCCCUUGUUGGAUGCCUUGGGGAUGACUCCAAGCCUUUCAGAUACACGAUGGGGAAUUGGAGGCAAAUGUUAGUUUCUUUUCCAUGGCGCUUCACGGCAGCCAUAGCACACUGUGACUAAGUUUUCAUCUUGGUGUCCUCCUGAGACCUACCCAUCGUGUCCCCAUCUCCGGGUGCAUCCUUGGGGAUGGUGACGGGUGAGGACACUGUGUCCGAUCCCAGCGGUUCCACCUUGCCUCCCUCACAGUACUCGCUCUGUUGGUUCUGGCUCAGCAAGGAUAACAGUGAAAGGCAAUGGUAUGAACAAUGCAGGAGGUGUUGUGUGUGGUGGGGGCUGCAGGUGGGAGAGCUCUCCACGUACUCCCUGACCGAGCCCUGCCCCCCCGGGACCCAGUCUUCCCUUUGUUGGUUGCAGUGAAGAUAUAAAUGCCAUCAGAAAACAGCAGCAGUGGCGCCCAGGCUCAUUUCUGUUUGAGACCAUCCUCCGGAGACUUCUUUUUCAGGAUUUGCUGGGCUCCUGAAUUGUCAUCUUAUCAUAAAAAGGGAAAUAAAUCCUUUUGUUUGCCCUGCGCAUCCGUUCUCCCCGGACCCGUGGCAGUGUGGGGAAAUGCUCUGCCUGUCGUGGAGAAGUUUGAGCGCCGGCUUAACCGCUGCGUCGCCAGGCAGCGCUGCGAGGGGACGUGCUGAGGAUUGGUUCUGUUUGUUCGUUAAAUAAAAGGAGUGGGGAAAAAACUCAUUCAGAUGCGAUAUUUUCUGAGAGCGACAUAUGCUGUUGACUCACAAAAAUAUGUCUCCUCUGGAGAGCCCUUGUGUAAGAAAUCUCUCAGCCUUCAGUUCCUUGUCAGUAAUGAGAAUUUCUUUCUUUCGGCGGAGCUAUGAAAACCUUCGAUCUUAGCUCUCCAAAAAAUGCAAAAGGUGUCAAAUUAUACAAACGCAAUAUUUGAUAUGUUAAUAACCAAGGAGGUUAUAAGAGAGGAAAUGGCAACAUAACCCGAGGAAACGCGCCGUGUUCCUGGCAGCGGUGCUCCCCUGGCUGCUCUGUAUUCCUGCCCGUGUUACCUUGGUAGCGGUUUUUGCCGUGUCCCCAGGUAACAGCGUGCGUGCAGCCCUAUGGAGCGUGAUGGCGCACAGGAACGCGUGGUGCAUGCGGGCCGUGUUCUGUGCUGUCCUGGCACGAGGUGCAGGAGGAGCAGGCGCUGCCGUGUCCCUUUUAUCCCAGCUGGCCUCGAGCGGCUCCUCGUCACGUUUGGUCUUUCCUUCCUACUUGUCCUUGGUGGAGAGCCGCGGAGGGAUCAUGGACAGCGUGCAGAGAUUCUCAAACCUGCCGACGUACCUCCCCGCCAGCUAUCACAUCUGCAACGCCGAUGUUUUCUUCUUCCUUAAGGAAACCAACCAGGAUAUCACGAGGAACUCCAGUUUGCAGUCCAGGGUGGAUUCAUUCAUUAUAUACAAAUCCAAACUGCCGCCCGUCCUAAAUGCCACGUACGGACCCUUUUCUGUGGAACAGGCUGUUCCCUUGGACCUCAUGCUGUCUUCUGCAUCUUUUGGUUUCACGAAUGAAUUUGCUUUUAAUUGGAAAUUAAAAUCGCACAUAAUAGACAGCUCGAUUUAUUCCAACAAACCUAAAAUACAAACCUUGUUCUAUAUCGCGGGGAAAGACUGGGAUGACUACGACGCUGAGGAGAGGUUGCCUUGCGUGAAGAUGUUUGCUUUCCUGGAAUCUAGAGAAGUGGUGGCCAGCUGCAGGUUGACAGGCCGCCUGGGAUUAUGCGUUGCGGAGCUGGAGUUGUCUCCCAGCUGGUUCAGCUCCCCUCCACCCCUGGUUUCAGAGGAUACAGCCUCCCUGGGAGGGAUUACUGUGGAGCUCUUCUAUAAGAUUUAUACAGCAGAUGGGGAGUGUUCUCCAGAGGAUGAAAAGUGGGAGAACAAUAUCCACGCGGGUGAAGAUAACGAACAGAAGGCUUUGCCAGCUAUGGAGAGGAUUGGUAGCAUUGUUGUUUACCCAAAUCAAGACACGUUAAAACAGUCUUCACUGAGGCUGGAUGAGAAUGUCAUAAUCCGCUUGCCACUCAGCCCGGUCAGAGAAGGGGACGUUGUGACCUUCCAUGUCUCCCUGGCAGAUGACUCUCUGGCAGACCAGUUUGUAUUAAGAAUUAAGACAGCCCCAGGUGUGAAGAUCUUGGACGUCAGAGUCAGCGAUGCGGACCAGUGGGGAGUUCAAGAGGAGACCGAUAGCGCCAGGACCACUGCCACGAUCACCUGCAUGCACAACGACCCAGACCCGGAGAGCAGAGCAAACAUCACCUCCUACGAGAUCCUGCAGAUGGACUUUGAGAUCGACAACACCAGCAGCCCGGCGGGGGCCCAGCAGAUCACCUGGCAGGUGGAAUACCCUCGAGACGACUCUCUGAGCGAACUGGUGGUCUCCGAGAUCUUCGUCAGCCGGACGAUGUUUGCUGGAAUUGUUCCUCUUGCGAUGGACACAGAAGUCCUUAACACGGCCAUCCUGACGGGGAAAACGGUGUCAGUGCCAGUCAAGGUUGUUGCGGUGCAGGAGGACGGGUCGGUCGUCGAUGUUUCAGAGUCCACUGAGUGCAAAUCAGCUGAUGAAGACGUCAUAAAGGUUUCUGACAGAUGUGACUCCAUCUUCGUUAAUGGCAAGGAAAUGAAAAGCAAAGUGGAUACUAUUGUUAACUUCACUUAUGAGCAUUUUACCACCCAAUUAGAAGUGACGGUCUGGGUUCCGCGGCUGCCGCUGCAGAUAGAGAUCUCUGAUACAGAGCUCAGCCAGAUCAAAGGCUGGAGGAUACCCGUCACCUCUAAUAAAAGGCCUACUCGUGACAGUGAGGAUGAAGAAGAUGAUGAGAAAAAAGGAAGAGGUUGCACUCUUCAGUAUCAGCAUGCCAUGGUGCGAGUCCUCACACAGUUUGUAGCGGAAUCCUCGGAGUUUGGAGGCUACCUGACCUAUAUGCUAGGCUCUGAGUGGCAGUUUGACAUCACUGACCUUGUGGCUGAUUUCAUGAAGGUGGAAGAUCCCAGGAUUGCUAAGCUUCAAGAUGGCCGAGUUCUGGUGGGUCGGGAGCACGGCAUCACCACAGUCCAGGUUCUGUCACCUCUUUCUGAUUCCAUCUUGGCAGAGAAGACAGUGAUAGUUCUAGAUGACCGUGUAACUAUUACAGAUCUAGGAGUACAACUAGUUUCAGGCUUGUCCCUCUCCUUACAAAUCAGCAAAGGAAAUAAGAGAGCUAUUGUAUCCACCACCUCUGCGUAUGAUAUCCUUCAUACACCAAAACAGGAAGCCAUAGUCAGUGCUUGGAUUUUGUUCAGUGAUGGGUCAGUGACACCAUUAGAUAUCUACGACUCCAAGGAUUUCUCAAUCAGCAUCACUUCACUGGAUGAGAUGGUAGUGUCUGUACACCAGAAUCUUCAGUCAAAAUGGCCUGGGGUAGUGGCAGAAGGGGAUGGUCAAGGACCUCUGAUUAAAAUUGAAAUGGUCAUCAGUGAGCCAUGUCAGAAGACAAAGCGAAAGAGCAUUCUGGCUGUUGGAAAGGGAAGCGUCAAAGUGAAGUUUGGUCAAAAAGAUUCCGAUCAAAAAGAAAGCACCAAUGACAUUGAUGAUACAGACAAAGAUUUUAAAAGCCAUGCAAGCAACUCCAUAGAAAAAACUGCAGAACAAGAGAGGACAGCACAAGAAUGGUCCAAAAAUGGAGUCCUUAGUAAUCAUGAGGACAACGCAAACAAAAGCACAACUUUCCUAUCUCCCAUCGAUCAGGAGUCCCUGGAGGAUGACCAGCUCCAAAAUAACCCAACUGCCUUCACAGGUUUCCCUGCCCAAGUAGAAAUACCAGGAGAAAACAAUCCCGGUGAUCUCACAUUGACUUCAAGAGGAUUAACAGAUUUGGAGAUCGGCAUGUAUGCCCUGCUGUGUGUUUUCUGCUUAGCAAUCUUGGUCUUUUUGAUUAACUGCGUGGCAUUUGCUUGGAAAUACAGGCAUAAAAGGUUUGCUGUGAGUGAGCAAGGCAACAUCCCCCAUUCCCAUGAUUGGGUCUGGCUUGGAAAUGAGGUUGAACUGCUGGAGAACCCAGUUGACAUUUCACUCCCAUCAGAGGAGUGCACUACCAUGAUUGACAGAGGAAUGCAGUUUGAAGAAAGCAACUUUCUCCUUAAUGGGAGUUCUCAGAAGACUCUUCAUAAUCAUAUCCUCAGAUCUUCUGAGUACCUUUGUGAAAAAGAAGUUAAAAGUGAACCUAUAAAUCCUUCUGGGCCAAAGCAGAAGCGAGUGAAGUUCACUUCCUAUACAACAAUACUGCCGGAGGAUGGAGGCCCCUACACCAACUCAAUUCUAUUUGACAGUGAUGAUAAUAUUAAAUGGGUAUGCCAAGAUAUGAAUCUUGGUGAUUCCAAGGAACUUAGGGACUAUAUGGAAAGACUGCAAGACAAUAUGUAAAACUACUUUCUUAUGUUUGUAAUCACCUUUAUGCCUUCUGUUUAUGGAUGGUGGAGCAGUCAGUCCAGUCAGCAAUAGGAACAAGACAGUCCUACCUUGGAGUUACUGAGAUGAUAAUCUGGUAUCACUGAGCAGGUACAAGAGGCUGGCUGAGUUAAACCUGUUUCACCACAAACCAGGAUGUGCCCCUAAAGCAGCUACCUGUAGGUGUUGGAGGUGUCACACACGAUGGCUGUUUUUGUAUACUGCCUGGUACUAGCAAAAUGCUAAUACAACUACGCUCAGACUCAGAGGAGACUUCAUUUGUUUGUCAUCUCUCAUGAUAAGUGGUAAAUCAGAAAAGAAAGGGAUCUUUGUUUGCAUUGAUUUUUCUAGUUGUUGUUCUUUGUAAAGCACAGUGGACAUUUCUUGCUUACAGCCUGAAACAUGGCUUAUAUUAAAAGGGAUAUGAAUGAAUCUAAUCUUAUUGCCUACGUGCAAUGCAGCCAAGUAGUCUUACUGUUUUUUUUACACAUAUAAAAACCCCAUGUGGUUAAUUUCCUUUUGUAUUGUUUAUGAAUUUUAUUUGACUUAGGGAACAUUAUUUCCAUUGAUCUUUUUUUGUUUCUGUUGUACCAAAGUGAAGUAUGGUAAUAUUUAUAACGAUUUAGGUUUUUCAUUCAUCUGCAUCAGCUCCUAGAGAUACCUCCUUCAUCUGAUUAUCUUCCUCCUUUCCAUGUGAGUAUAUGGGUCAUUAGAAACAUAGAAAGGUGUUUGAACUCUUACUGGGAAAGGGUUUUAUCUUCUUACAGGGAACUGUAAAUACAAUAAUAAACCCUGGAGCAUAAAAAUCAAGGAGCAACCCCAGGUUUACUUUUGUCAUUGCUUACAUGAAAAGGUAACCUGCAAACAAACAGCACAUACUUAAGGAAAAUGCAGCAGCUUAGUUGGUAAUACACAUUAUUAUCUGAAGGAGAAAGCCAAGUAUGGUAUUGAAAUGCGUAGAAUAGGAAGAAGAUUUCCUAGCAAAGAAGCAAAGGCUUGGAGUCAGUGUUACUCAUUAAUAAAUUAAUAGAUUGAUGGUAGAGUUUAGCAGGACAUCAGAUUAUUCCCCAGACCCCCUCUAAACCAUCAAUGACCAUAAAGCUGCUAAAAAGAAAACACACGAAAAACCCAUAUUUAAAUCAUAUUUCAUUAAAAAGGGAGCAGGAAAGAGAAGGCCCACUGGGCACAUUAUAAAGUGACGAUUUGCAGUUGUAGCAAGGAAUACACGCUGAAGAUUCAAAGCUGCCACUGCACAUGCAUUAUGUGUAGAUUUGUAUGGAAGAAUAACUGAAAUAUGUUGAAAAUUACACUUAGAAAAAAGCUGUAACUACACAAUGCUAACAAACAAUAAAGCACAGGUUCUUCUGAUGGGUAAGAUCCAAACGAUGACUGCCUUAUGUACCAUUUCUCCCACAUUUCAAGAUAAGACCUUAAUUUUGUAAUUCAGUUCUGAUAUUAGAACAGAUCAGACAACCUUUACUCCAGCAAAUUAAGCACUUGGAUCCUAAUCCACCACUUGGAACAUGUUUAGUAUAACUACUGCAAAAUACUAGAAUUUUGAUAGCGAGACUACAAAGGAAAAUGAGGACACUAGGCUUAUAAAAGUGAUUAAAGACUUACACUUGCUGGCGUUGAACUGCACAGUCAGGGAAAAAACAUCUGUUAUAAUCCAAUUUUAAGCAGAUAAAGUAACAAACCACAGCGAUGCUUCCAUUUGAUAAGGGAUGUGGUACUUGUACUUCAAGUGAAAUCUCAGAAUGUCUAACAAAUGAUUCCCUCCUCUUAAAAUGCGCCAGCUCUCAUGAGAAACCAUUAAUUCCUGCUAUGAUCCUUGUUAAUAAGAACAAAAACUAUAUAUAUCCCUUUUUAAGAUUUAGCAUCUCUUCCCAACAUGUUGUUACCUGAGAGCGUUGUCCGGACGCUCCUCGAGCUGCAGCAGCUCGGUGCCAUGCCCACCACCUCUCGGUGAAGAACUUUUUCCUAAUACCCAGCCUGACCCUCUCCUGUAUAAAGUGAUCUCAAAUAAACCUGAUCUAGACAUGAGACAGCGUGGCUAUAGCAGCUGUGCAGGACAAACAGCUUUGCUGUUUUCAUGAAUGCAUAUCCCCCAGCUUACCAGUGCAACAAGGAUCUUACUAGCACUGUAACUCAGCUCUGUAACCCACUUCACUGUGGCCCCAGGUCUGCCAACUGCACCAGCAGAUGCUCAACUCUGGCACUAUGGCACACACACCGAAUGGAGAGACCUACAGCUGUGCUCAUCUGCUCUUCUGAACCUUUACAACAUAACACAAAUCAAAAGCCACUUCUAAACCGGAAGGAAAAGAAUUUAGAUGAAUACAGUGGGUGUGAAGCACAGCCCUCAGCUGAAGUGCAGUACUUUUCAAAUGAAACAUCUCAAGUCUUAUUGUCAAAAUAAUUCAAAACAAGUGAAACCAUUUUCAGAUGUACCUAUUUUUUUUUUUAAGGGAGUCAAAGCUCUUAUUUAAAAAAAGAAUAAAAAAGGUCUUUUAUUCAUGGAAUAUAUCAUAUUCUGCUGUGAAAUGAACAACGUCUGUAAACUGAUAGAAGUGUCUCUGGUUUUGAGAUUACUGAGCAAAGGAAGUCAGGCGAUUAAAAGGCAUGAUAUGUAAGUAUGCUAGAAACUAGAAUUGCCUAAAAAAGAAAACAAGCUAUACAGGUUAAUUAGAAUUGUGCUUCAGUAGGUGCCCAGGGAAGCAACACCUGUAAUCUAAUGCUGAGUAAACAGAACAUCUUAUUUAUAGCAUAUAGAGAGAAGACACUGUAGGCAAGUUUCUUCGCCAGAUAUCUAGGAAAGACAAUAUGCAGUAUCAAUAUAUAUACAAAGAAAAAUUCAGUAAGCAAAGAGAGGGUUAAUGAAAAAAUAGAGAGUUUGUGAACUGUAAAACCAGAGCUGAUGCCAGACCCUCAGCUCUUGUAAAUCAGAGCUGAGGCACUGAUGCCAGCUGAAGAGCUGGCAUUCAGAGAAUACACAAGAGCUAGUGGUUUUCAUCUGCUCUGAACUUUUUAUUUCAUUCGAACGUCACACACAGCCUAGCUCCAUGUGGCUUGUCUAUGCAUUCUUUCUCAUUUAAUAAGAAUUUAGGAAACCAGUGCCCUGCUCUCCUCUUGAUGUAGAACCACAUAGAGCAAUGUUUUGAGCUGCUGUUUCUUAAUUCAUAUUGGGGAAUGUACAAGAAAAUCCUACAGCCAUAUGACACAGUACAAACAGUCCAUGAUAUAAUGGAAAAAAAACAACAACUGUAUUUCAAGGUAGAGUACCCUAUGAAUGAAAUACCAUUUUUUCAUAGAGGAAACGCUCUUUUCUGAAAUAUAUCAUGUGCACUACAUUGAAAUACACUAUAGUGUAUUGUGAAAUGCAUACAUUAAUUGCUGAAUCUAUAACACUGAAUAUGUAUAUACAUCACACCCAAGAUGUUUAUACGAUAUAAUAAGUCUUAGAUGUAUAACAUAAUGAAUUCUGUACAAAAUAAACUGUAAGUUAAGACAAUGAAAGACAACUUUUAUAUCUGUGUAAUUUGUAUGCUAAGUUAUUCAAGCCUCAGUUUUCAUCUUUAAAUGUGCCCUUAAAACAACCACGCUGAUUUUCUAUAGGCAGAUGCCUGAAAUAAAGACUUCGCUCUUCAGAAAUGAAGCAAUUGAAAGACUGUGAAAAAGACAAAGAUUCUACUGGAGAAAUAAACAUACUGUUGGUGUGGUUUUUU